This is a messenger RNA of Phyllostomus hastatus (greater spear-nosed bat), 3164 nucleotides long. RefSeq names its product TRAF-type zinc finger domain containing 1 (gene TRAFD1). Bases 582 to 2330 code for a protein of 582 amino acids. The record is from RefSeq and is a predicted model, not a curated record. The transcript is spliced from 12 exons. Gene Ontology annotation, molecular function: zinc ion binding. NCBI's taxonomy places the organism in Eukaryota, Metazoa, Chordata, Mammalia, Chiroptera, Phyllostomidae.
CGACCAACUGUGCUGUGGGUGGCCGUGCCCGCGGACUUCCGCGGUCUCCAAAAUGGGGGCAAGGACUUCCGCCUGGGAGGGUCGUGGUCCGGAUUAUAAAGAUUGCCCGUGGAAAGUGUUUGCGAUAAACGCACACUGAGUGUUAACUACUGCUGUUGGCGAAGCCGGUGCCCUCUCCCCUCGGGAUCCCGAACGCGCCGACGCGCUGUGGGGAGGGGGCAGGAGGAAAUCCGUGAUGCCGGGGUCCCGACCCCGCGGUGGUAGCUCCGCCCCCUAGGGCGCCCAACGUCGUGGACUUGCUGCGGGGCAGCCCCUCCGGCGUUCGCUCGCUCACUCCUCUUGGCGACCGUUGGGAAUAUUGUCAGUUUUCUGCGGGAGGAGUUGGGGGCCCAGAGAGGUGGGAUCAGCCAGCCGCAGAGGGGCGGAGCCGGAGUUGGACCCUCACGGGGGUCCCGGACCCUGCACGGCGACCCCAGUCCCCUCCGGCAGCUAGAAAACCGGGUCCUGCCCUGGGUGUAGCCGCUGGAAUACGGAACGGAGCACCUGGAGCCAGUGAUCCCAGUUUUCAGGAAGAGCUUAAGAUGGCUGAAUUUCUAGAUGACCAGGACACCCGACUGUGUGACAACUGCAAAAAAGACAUUCCUGUGUGUAACUUUACCAUCCAUGAGAUCCACUGCCACAGGAACAUUGGGAUGUGCCCUGUCUGCAAGGAACCAUUCCCCAAAUCGGACAUGCAGACUCACAUGGCGACAGAGCACUGUCAGGUAACCUGCAAAUGUAACAAGAAGUUGGAGAAGAGGCAUCUAAAGAAUCAUGAGGAGACUGAGUGUCCUCUACGGCUUGCCCUUUGCCAGCACUGCGAUUUGGAACUUUCUGUUCUCAAACUGAAGGACCAUGAAGAUUACUGUGGCGCCCGGACAGAGUUAUGUGGCAGUUGUGGGCGUAAUGUCCUCGUGAAGGAUCUGAAGACUCACCCUGAAGUUUGUGGGAGAGAUGCGGUGGAGAAGAGAGAUGAGGUUGUCCUGCCUCCUACUGCCUACGACGAGCCUUGGGGUCAAGAUGGAAUCUGGAUCGCGUCCCAACUCCUCAGACAGAUUCAGUCUCUGGAUCCACCCGUGAGGCUGCCCCGAAGUCCCCUGCGAGCCUUGGAAUCAGACCUUUUCCAUAGCAGGACUGCCGCCCAAAGGAACAUGACGACCCACUUUCCAGUUCAGAAUAAUCUGGUGGAAGAACAAGAAAGACAGGAAAGAAAUAGAAGACGACAGUCCCCCAAAGAGGGUGGUGAAGACAGUGCGAACUUGGACUUCAUGUUGGCCCUCAGUCUGCAAAACGAAGGCCGGACCCCCAGACUGGUAGAACAGGACUUCUGGACAGCCAUGUGUGGGGCAGACCAGUCCCAGGAGGGUCCCAUUGAUCUGGACGACAUGAAGGGUGCAGCCGACGAGACCAUGCUGCCGUGCGAGUUUUGUGAGGAGCUCUACCCGGAGCAGCUGCUGAUCGACCACCAGACAAGCUGUAACCCUUCCUGUGCCUUACCUCCGUAUAAUAUGGGUAGCGCUUCCUCCAGAGGGGUGGAGGAGGACCAUGACGUCAUCUUCCAGAAGUUUGUGCGGCAGGCUACCAAUAACCAGUUAGACACUUUGAUGGGCCUGGCCAAUCUACCCUCUAUGGAGGACAGCAUCAUCAUCCCUUGUGAAUUCUGUGGGGUGCAGCUGGAAGAGGAGGUGCUGUUUCAUCACCAGGACCAGUGUGACCAACGCCCUGCCACAGCAAACAGCCAUGUGACGGAGGGGAUUCCUAGACAGGAUUUCCAGCCUCAAGAGACCUCAGCAGAGCUGCCCAAGAGGCGUGUCAGACACCAGGGAGACCUGUCUUCUGGUUAUAUGGAUGACAUUAAGCAGGAAGCCGCUCAAGUGCCCACGUACCCUCUUCCCCCCACCAGACCCAUUAACAACAUGGCUACUUGUACCCGACUGCCCACGCCCACGGCAGGCCCCAAGCCUGGUUCCCAGCCAAGCCCUCCUCAUGUAAUGAAGCUGAACAACUUGGACAGCCAGGACAUCCGGGGGCGGAAUCAAAACAGCCAUAACGGGGACAUGGCCGCUGGGCACAUUCCAGUGAUUCACCCCGUUCAAAAUCUCUACCCGGAAAACCUCGUGUCCUCUCUCCCCCGUGGGUCUUCGGGAAGAUACGGAGCAAGUGCUAGGAGUGAAGGUGGCAGGAACUCCCGAGUCUCCCCUGCAGCUGCCAGCUAUCGCAGCAGAACUGCAAAGGCAAAACCCCCUAAGCAACAGGGAGCUGGGGAUGCGGAGGAGGAAGAGGAGGAGUAACGGCAUCCGCCGAGAACCUGACAGGGGUUCCGUCUUCUCUGCACAGCAGCAUUCGCCACAGUGCAGGCCACACUUCUUGGGCCCUGUGGGCAGGGGAGGUUUUUCGGAUUUUAACUUUUUCUAGGUUAUGACCAUUUUGUGUCUUUUGAGAUUGUGAUGUGGGAGUUUAGGGGUUGAGGGAGGGUCAGCAGGGAGGCUGUUGAGAAAUGUUUCAGUUUUAGCUGCUGCCUUUUGGCCGCACAGAAAUACAAGUUAUGGCCUCUCAGCCCACCAGGGCUCCUCCUUCUGACACACUGUCACCCCUGCUCCUCGGUGCUUUGUGGUCCUGAUGGAGAGGAGAGGAUUCUGGGAACCCGGUACCUCCAGGGAAGUGGCUCUCUUCCCUGUGGGGGCCUACAUUUGGGAACUUUGGGUAACGGCCCCUGUGCACUGCCCUCCCCACUCUGGAAUUUGGGCCUCUCUGCCGUGUGGGGAGGAGCUCUGGGGGUGCUCAGCCAGUAGUGCAGUGUGGUAGGAGCAGGCUUUUGGAGAUGAGUCGAGCGGGAGCUGAGUGUGCAUGGGGCUUUGACUUCACCUGCUUUGGCGUUUGGCAUCACUGCCUUCUGUUUCUGGGGGGAGCACGGCUCCUUUGUCUCUGGGGCCUCUGGUGGCUCAGGAGAGGCACGCCCUGUCCUGCCAGGGCCGUGCUGGGCUCUGCCCUGAUCGGGACUAAGGCCUAAGUAACCUCCGUGAUUUGCUCUGAAAACCAAGUAUCAGAGCCCCCAUCUCUCUCUUUUUAUUUUAUUAUUGUAAUUACUAACAUCCUUGUAAUAGAAAUAAAGUUUGUACUUGGGA